UCAAUAUUCCAGGUGUUAAAAUGUCGGUAAUCCAACGAUGGAUGGAUUUCUUCCUUGACGCUGGAAUUCCUGACGAAACCGCGGCAACAUAUGCCACCAACUUCUCAAACAAUAGGAUGGAGAUGAGUAUGUUGACGGAUCUGAGUAAGGAUUAUCUCAAGGAGCUCGAUAUAACACUCCUCGGAGACAUCAUUCUUAUCCUUAAACAUGCCAAGAAGGUGGCAGAGAAACAAACACAAGAUAGAGUUCUUGGAGAUAAAGAUCAGGUUUCGUUUGGUUAUUUUAAACACAAUAUCAAGUUCUUGUUAGGCAAAGAUCAGGUUUAAAUUAAACACAAGAUU
This is a messenger RNA of Eurytemora carolleeae, 341 nucleotides long. RefSeq lists its product as uncharacterized. Bases 21 to 326 code for a protein of 101 amino acids. Gene Ontology annotation, cellular component: nucleus. The transcript is spliced from 2 exons. The record is from RefSeq and is a predicted model, not a curated record. Lineage: Eukaryota; Metazoa; Arthropoda; Copepoda; Calanoida; Temoridae. Gene Ontology annotation, molecular function: protein binding.